Messenger RNA from Sparassis crispa, 315 nucleotides. RefSeq lists its product as hypothetical. Gene Ontology annotation, biological process: heme oxidation. Gene Ontology annotation, molecular function: heme oxygenase (decyclizing) activity. The transcript has 2 exons. The record is from RefSeq and is a predicted model, not a curated record. The coding region runs from base 1 to 315 and encodes 104 amino acids. Lineage: Eukaryota; Fungi; Basidiomycota; Agaricomycetes; Polyporales; Sparassidaceae.
AUGUUCUGGCACGUCUACGACACCCUCGAACACGGACUGGGGCAGCAUUCCAUGCACCCGAUGAGCUCAACGUACAAGCCUGCACUCUUCGCCAGAGCGGCUAAAAUCUCUACCUACGGCUACAUCAGCCACUUCCUGCAAGUCGCGGAAUCGUCUUGGCGAGCCCAUCCUGCACAUGUCGCCCUCAUGGACCCGCCGCCGCCCGCUCUGACCGCCUAUCUCUCGCGCCUGGAGUCUGUCUCGCACUCCUCAGAUCCAUCCCCCCUCCUAGCACACGCGUAUGUCCGCUACUUGGGUGAUCUCAGUGGUGGAUAA